AUGAUACCUCCACAGUACCUCAAUGUUACUUUAGGCACUGCUGGGGCUAGUGGUGCGUGCUGGGCAUUGAUCACCAGCGGGCCUAACGGGCCUUUGUUCCCCGACUCAGUGGCCAAGAUUGAUGAAUCCAUGGCUGUUGUCAGUGAUGAGAGAGUUUUCUUGCACCCCUACAAUCGAAGCCCUGUCGGUUUCCCCUCCAUUAAUCGUACUUGCCCUGCCGUGCCAUGCCAUUCCCCCACCAUGCCCUGA
Molecule: messenger RNA, 249 nt
Organism: Fusarium venenatum
Lineage: Eukaryota; Fungi; Ascomycota; Sordariomycetes; Hypocreales; Nectriaceae
Source: RefSeq, a predicted model, not a curated record